Molecule: messenger RNA, 540 nt
Organism: Penicillium olsonii
Lineage: Eukaryota; Fungi; Ascomycota; Eurotiomycetes; Eurotiales; Aspergillaceae
Source: the annotation of a GenBank genome assembly
AUGCCAUCCCUCCUCGCUAUCACCAUUCAAUCUGCACUGCUCAAAGCAGUCGCCAACAUCACCGCUCAAAUCAUUAACCAGCGGGAUCUCGCAGUAACGGUUUCAGUUGAUUGGAAUCGCGUUGUCGAGUUCGCUGUAUUCGGUGUCAUCUCUGCGCCCUUGAUCUCAUUUUGGCAACAAUUUCUCGAAGAAACAUUUCCUACACAAUUGAGCGCUGGGCCCAGCUCCCAAAAGACCGGCACUGCUCGUCUGAACUGGACGAAUAUAAUCCUCAAAUUGACAUUGGACCAAACGAUUGGACUAUUCGUAACAAAUGCUGCAUUCAUCGUGUGCACAUCGGCCACAAGGCUUCAGAGCGGCCAAUUGAUUUUACGUGAAGUUGAUGCUCGAAUAUGGGGCAUAUUGAAAGCUGGGUGGAAGAUUUGGCCUGCCAUGGCUUUGAUCAAUUUCAUCUGGGUUCCAUGGCAAUGGCGAGUGGUCGUGAAUUCGAUUGUUGGGUUUGGGUGGAAUAUUGUAUUGAGUCUUUUGUCCACACGCUGA